AUGGCAGAAACAGACCGUCCUCGGAAGAGGCUCGUCAUUGUCGGCCUCGGCAUGGUAGGCAUGUCAUUCAUAGAAAAGAUUAUUAAAUACGACACAAAAGAGCGGGAAUACGACAUUACCGUCCUCGGUGAAGAGCCAUAUCUGGCGUAUAACCGCGUGGGACUGACCAGCUUCUUCAACCACCGCGAGAUUCCGAAUUUAUACCUCAAUCCACAAGAAUGGUAUGACACAACGGCGAAAAAUGGCCUCGCGUGCCACAUCAACACCAAGGUCGUCGACAUCGACACCGCCUCCAAGGCGGUCCACUGCGAGACCGGCCAGACCGUGUCCUACGACGUCCUCGUCCUCGCCACCGGCUCCAGCGCCGUGCUGCCGCGGCGGACGCCUGGCCACGACGCCCACGGUGUCUUUGUCUACCGCACCGUCGACGACCUCAUGCGGCUCAUUGCCUUUUCCAAGGACAAGCGCGCGACCGACGGCCUCGUCGUCGGCGGCGGCCUGCUCGGCCUCGAGGCCGCCAAGGCCAUGAUGGAUUUAGAAGUCUAUGAAAAAGUCCGCCUGGUGGAACGGAACAAGUGGGUGCUGAGUCGUCAGCUGGACGCCGACGCCGGGGACAUGGUCGUGCAGCAGGUCCGUCAGCUGGGCCUCGACGUCAUGCUGAGCAAGCGCGUGCAAAGCAUCCAGGUCGAUGCGGCAAACAACGUGACGGGCGUAGUGUUUGAGGAUGGCGAGGAGGUGUCGUGCAGCACGGUGUGCUUUGCGAUUGGCAUCAGUCCGCGGGACGAGCUCGCGCGCAACGCCGGCAUCGAAUGCGCCGAGUCGGGAGGUGGUGGUGGCAUCAUUGUCGACGACAGUCUGCAGACCAGCGUUCCAGACGUCUACGCCGUCGGAGAGUGCGCGAGCUGGCGCAGCACGACAUACGGCCUCAUCGCGCCGGGCGUGGAAAUGGCCGACGUGCUGGCGUUCAACCUGACGCAGGCCGCGCUGCACACGCCGCGCGUCUUUAAGCGACCGGACGUGAGCACCAAGCUGAAGCUCCUCGGCGUCGACGUCGCGAGCUUCGGGGACUUUUUUGCCGACCGGGACGGGCCGAGGCAUCUACCACCGAAAUACAUCCGCGAUAGCAAGGCCAAGAGCAACGGCCCUUUGCCGGUAGACAAGCAGGCCAAGAUCCUCACCUACAAGGAUCCGUUCCAGAAUGUGUACAAAAAGUACAUCUUUACCGCAGACGGCAAGUACCUGCUCGGCGGCAUGAUGAUUGGCGAUACGAGCGACUACAUCAAGGUCGUGCCGCUCGUCAAGGCGAUGAAGGAGCUCGACGUCCCGCCGGGCGAUCUCAUCGUCGGCAGCAAGAGCGGCGGCGAGGAGAAUGGCGACGACCUCGACGACGACACGCAAAUCUGCUCCUGCCACAACGUCACCAAGGGCGACAUUGUCACGCAGGCGCAGAGCGGCGGGUGCAAGGACAUUGCCUCUGUGAAGGCCUGCACCAAGGCCGGCACCGGGUGCGGCGGGUGCAUGCCGCUCGUGACGAGCAUCUUCAACAAGACGCUGACGGGCAUGGGCCAGGAGGUGACCAACCACCUCUGCGAGCACUUUAGCUACUCGCGCACCGACCUCUUCAACAUCAUCAUGGUCAAGAAGCACAAGACCUUUGCCGAGGUCUUUGCCGACGCCGGCAACAACAACAACAACACUUUCAGCGCAGGCAGCGUGGGGUGCGAGAUGUGCAAGCCCGCCGUGGGGAGCAUCUUCGCCUCGCUCUGGAACCGGCACGUCCUGGCGUCGCCGCACCACGGCCUGCAGGACACAAACGACCGCUACCUCGGCAACAUCCAGCGCGACGGCACCUACUCGGUGGUCCCGCGCGUCGCCGGCGGCGAGAUUACGCCGGCCAAGCUCCUCGCCAUCGGCCGCGUCGCCGAGCAGUACGGCCUCUACACGAAAAUCACCGGCGGCCAGCGCAUCGACCUCUUUGGCGCCCGCAAGCAGGACCUCCCUGCGAUAUGGGCCGCGCUCGGCGCCGCGGGGCUCGAGUCGGGCCACGCGUACGCAAAGUCGCUCCGCACCGUCAAGAGCUGCGUCGGGUCGACGUGGUGCCGCUACGGCAUCGGCGACUCGGUCGGCCUCGCCGUGCGGCUCGAGGAGCGGUACAAGAGCAUCCGCGCGCCGCACAAGAUCAAGGGCGGCGUGAGCGGCUGCGUGCGCGAGUGCGCCGAGGCUCAGAGCAAAGACUUUGGCUUGAUUGCCACGGAAAAGGGCUUCAACGUCUUCGUCGGCGGCAACGGCGGCGCCAACCCCAAGCACGCCUCGCUGCUCGCCAAGGACGUGCCGCCCGCCGACGUCGUCGCCCUGCUCGACCGCUACCUGAUGCUGUACAUCCGCACCGCCGACAAGCUGCAGCGCACCGCGCGCUGGCUCGAGCAGCUCCCCGGCGGCGUCGCUUAUCUGCAGGACGUCGUCGUGCGCGACAAGCUCGGCAUCUGCGCGAGCCUCGAGGCGCAGAUGAAGGAGCUCGUCGACUCGUACUUUGACGAGUGGGCCGAGGCCGUCGCCGACCCGGCCAUCGCGGCGCGCUUUGCGCAGUUUGACAAUGUGCCGCCGCAGGAUGCUACCGCCCUGCCCGGCACGGAGAUGCAGACGGACCGGCAGCAGCGCCACCCGGUGCACUGGGCGCCCGAGUCCGCCACCGAGGACUUUCAAGCGCUCGGCACACGGUCCGGCAAGGAUGGCGGUGGUGAGUGGUCGAGCACGGCGUGGGAGCCCGUCAUCAAGGCCGCGCACUUUGCGGGCGCCGACGCGCUGCCCAACGGCAUCUCGGCGACCAUCAAGCGCGGCGACACGCAGCUCGCCGUGUGGCGCGUCCGGGGCGCGUACUACGCCACGCAGCAAAUGUGUCCGCACAAGCGCGCCUUUGUCCUCUCCGACGGGCUCAUCGGCCAGUCCUCCGCAGGCACAAUCUCCGUCGCCGACGAGAAUGGCGCGGCGCCGGCGCCGUGGGUGUCGUGCCCGCACCACAAGCGCAACUUUGACCUGUCGUCGGGGUCGUGCCGCAACGACGACGCCCUGUCGAUUGCGACGUUUGCGGUCGAGGAGCGCGCGGCGGACGGCAUGGUGCACGUGCUGCUGCCGCCCGAGGCGGAGCUCGACGCCAGGCUGGGCACCAAGAAGUGGAUGGUGAAGCAGGGCGAGAGCGGCGAGGCGCCGUUGGCGGCACUGGAUCGGAAAUACAAGCUCGUGGGACGAAAAGGGAGGAAACCCGGCGUCAGUGGUGGUGCGCCGAUAGCGGUGGCGACAACGCCGAUGAUCACGGCUGGAGGAGGGGGUUGCGGCAUGGCGCCGGAUUGGUAG
This is a messenger RNA of Akanthomyces muscarius, 3351 nucleotides long. RefSeq lists its product as uncharacterized. Gene Ontology annotation, biological process: nitrate assimilation. The transcript is spliced from 4 exons. The record is from RefSeq and is a predicted model, not a curated record. The coding region runs from base 1 to 3351 and encodes 1116 amino acids. Gene Ontology annotation, molecular function: 2 iron, 2 sulfur cluster binding; NADP binding; heme binding. Lineage: Eukaryota; Fungi; Ascomycota; Sordariomycetes; Hypocreales; Cordycipitaceae.